GCCGGCGAGGCUUAUCCGUACGGACGCAAAAGAAAACUAGAAUUUCUCCGCGCAAGUGGGCCCAAGGUGGCCGAGCCCCGAGUGGCUGAACGUCAGUCUUCCGGGCCGAGGCUGGAAGCGGAAGUGACGUCAGCGCCGCGCCGCUGUCUUUUCCGGCGCUUUCUUCGCGCGGAAGGCAAGGAAUUCCCGCCGUUCGAGUCAGGGUGACGGUGGCUCUGCGUCCACUCGACUCACGGACCUGGCGAUUCCGGCCCGACGUGGUGAGCAGGGGUGAAAGUUGGUUCCAGGGGCCUCACCCUCCUGUUUUUGCAAACAGACGUUUCGUCUGCAAGCUUGCUGUUUGAGCGUCCAGUAUUUAUUUUUGACACAUUAUAUUCAGGUAGAAAGAGAAGGCUACUUUUUUAGGUGUCUGGAAUGUGCUUAUUGUAUGUGAAUAAAAACGUUUGUAGACCACAAGUCUCUCUAAAUAAAAGCGAGAAUAUUCCGUUGUUUUUAUCAUGUGAACUUCCUAGGUUUAUACCUCCCCACAGAGCUUCAAAACAGGGGCUCUUAUAGGAAGACGGAUGGAGGCUUUGAAAGAGAAAGCUGAUGCGUGAAGUUUGAUGAUGGACAAGUAAUGCUUGUUGACUAAUGAUUGAUGCAAACAGGACUCGGUUAACCCUGUGUAAAGAGAAUGGCGGUUGCCUCUGUCCAUGUGGACUUGCAGCCGUCCUGAAGGAAACCUGGGAACCAGGAAAGGAGCUUUCCAAGCACAUUUAGCUGUCACCUUCACGGGAUGGCAGCCAUCGAUUUGUCCCAUGGACUCAGUAACCUUUGAUGAUCUGGCUGUGGACUUCACCCCAGAGGAGUGGACUUUAUUGGACCAAAUUCAGAGAAAUCUCUACAGAGACGUGAUGCUGGAGAACUACAAGAAUUUGGCCACAGUCGGAUGUCAGCUCUUCAAACCCAGUCUGAUCUCUUGGUUGGAACAAGCAGAGUCGAGGACAGGGCAGAGAGGAGUUCUUCAUGAAUGGAAAGUGCAACUUAAAACCAAAGAGUCAGCACUUCAGCAGGAUAUUUUAUUGGAUCCGACCUCCAGUGGGAUACAAAUGACAGGAAGCCACAAUGGAGUGGAGCUCAAUGACUCUAAGCAGUGUGCAGAUGUCCUCAGUGAACACUCAUGCCUUAAGAUACACGAGAAAACUCAAAACAGUGAGAACACGUCUGAAUAUCAUCAAUGUGGGAUGGACUUCCUUACUCUACAUAAGAAAACCUCUACUGGAGAGAAACUUUCUGUGUUAAAUCAGAGUGAAAAAGCCUUCAACCUUACUCCAAAUGUUUACCAGAGAAUGUGUACACAAGACAAAUCCUUUGAAUGCAGUGACUUUCGGAAAUCCUGUAUUAAUCAGUCACCCCUUCAGGAACAUAAGAGAACUAACAAUGGAGAAAAACUUCAUCAAUGGAAAGAAUGUGGGAGAGGUUUUAUUCAAUCCACAAACUUUGCUGUGCAAAUGCAAAGUAAAAAUUCAGAAAAACCCUACAAAUGUAAGGAAUGUGGGAAAGGCUUUAGAUAUUCUGCAUACCUUAAUAUUCACAUGGGAGUUCACACUGGAGACAGCCCCUAUGAAUGUAAGGAAUGUGGGAAAGUCUUCACUAGGUCUUGUCAACUUACUCAGCAUAGAAAAACUCACACUGGAGAGAAGCCUUAUAAAUGUAAGGAAUGUGGGAAGGCCUUUACUGUUUCCUCAUGGUUAAGUCAACAUAUGAAAGUUCACAUGGAGGAGAAUCCCCAUGAAUGUAAGGAAUGUGGGACAGUCUUCACUAGUUCUUCUCAACUAAUAGAACAUAUAAAUAUUCAUGCUGCAGAGAAUCCCUCUGAAUGUAAAGUAUGUGGAAAAUCCUUUAGAAAUUCCUCAUGCCUUAAUGAUCACUAUCGAAUUCACACUGGAAUCAAACCCUACAAGUGUAAGGUCUGUGGGAAAGCCUUUGUUCAGAACUCAGACCUUACUAAGCACGUACGAACUCACAGUGGAGAGAAGCCCUAUGAAUGUAAGGAAUGUGGGAAAGCCUUUGCUAGAUCCUCUCGCCUUAGUGAACAUAUAAGAACUCACACUGGAGAGAAGCCUUUUGAAUGUGUCAAAUGUGGGAAAGCCUUUGCUAUUUCCUCGAAUCUUACUGGACACUUGAGAAUUCACACUGGGGAGAAGCCCUUUGAGUGCCUGGAAUGUGGGAAAACAUUUACACAUUCUUCCAGUCUUAACAAUCACAUGCGGACUCAUAGUGCCAAAAAACCAUACACAUGUAUGGAAUGUGGCAAAGCCUUUAAGUUCCCCACGUGUGUUAACCUUCACAUGCGAAUCCACACUGGAGAAAAACCCUACGAAUGUAAGCGAUGUGGGAAAUCCUUCAGUUAUUCCAAUUCAUUUAAGUUACAUGAAAGGACUCACACUGGAGAGAAACCCUAUGAAUGUGAGGAGUGUGGUAAAGCCUUCAGUUCUUCUGGCUCUUUUCGAAAUCACAAAAGAAGGCACACAGAUAAGAAACUGUCAGUGUGAGGAAUGUGGGAAAGCCUAAAGGUGUCCCCAUUCUCUUCAAAGAUGAAAUAACUAACAGGGGAGAAGCCAUAUGAAUGUAAGGAAUGUGGAAAGAUCCAGGUCUUUCAUGAACAUGUAUGAAUUCACAGUGGGGAAGACUAUGUCAGGGAAUGUGGAAGAGACUUCAUUAAAUCCUCAAGCCUUACCUUACACAUCAGAAAUCUCACUGGAGAGAAACCCUAUGAAUGUAGAGAAUCUGAGAAAAUUUUUCCUAAUUCCACAAAUCUUAAUAUGCAUAUAUGAACUCACAUUGGAGAGAAACCUUAUAAUCUUAAUGGUAUGGCCUAGAUGAUAAUCUCCCCCACCCAAAUUCAUAUUCUCAAACUGACACCUAUUUCUUUCAGUGUCACUAUAUUUGAACAUAAGGUUUUAAAGCAAGUGACUAACUUCAAAUGAGGCUGAUAGGGUUAAUCUCUAAUUCAGCAUCACUGGUGCCCCUAUAAGAACAUGAAGGAAGGAUGCAUGUACACAGAAGCCCUUGUGACCCCACCAGAAGAUGGUCCUCUGCAAGCCAGGAACAGAGGACUGGAGCAGAUCUUUCUGUUCUGGCUUCCAGAGGAAAUCAACCCUGUCCUCACCUUGAUAUUGGACUUCCAGUCUCCAGAAUUUAAGCCAAUAAAGGUUUCUUGGUUAAGUCA
Messenger RNA from Microcebus murinus (gray mouse lemur), 3211 nucleotides. The record is from RefSeq and is a predicted model, not a curated record. Lineage: Eukaryota; Metazoa; Chordata; Mammalia; Primates; Cheirogaleidae.